Molecule: messenger RNA, 1113 nt
Organism: Cynocephalus volans (Philippine flying lemur)
Lineage: Eukaryota; Metazoa; Chordata; Mammalia; Dermoptera; Cynocephalidae
Gene: HAO1
Product: hydroxyacid oxidase 1
Exons: 8
Coding region: 1-1113 (370 amino acids)
Biological process (GO): fatty acid alpha-oxidation
Cellular component (GO): peroxisome
Molecular function (GO): oxidoreductase activity; FMN binding
Source: RefSeq, a predicted model, not a curated record
AUGUUCACCCGCCUAGUUUGCAUCAAUGAUUAUGAACAGCAUGCUAAAUCAAUACUUCAAAAGUCUGUAUAUGACUAUUAUAGGUCUGGGGCAAACGAUCAGGAAACCUUGGCUGAUAAUAUUGCGGCAUUUUCCAGAUGGAAGCUGUAUCCACGAAUACUCCGGAAUGUUGCUGAAAUAGACCUGUCGACUUCUGUUUUAGGACAGAGGGUCAGCAUGCCGAUAUGCGUUGGGGCCACUGCUAUGCAAUGCAUGGCUCAUGUGGAUGGGGAGCUUGCAACUGUGAGAGCCUGCAGAUCCCUGGGAACUGGCAUGAUGCUGAGUUCCUGGGCCACCUCCUCAAUUGAAGAAGUGGCAGAGGCUGGUCCCGAGGCGCUUCGGUGGAUGCAGCUGUACAUCUACAAGGACCGUGAAGUCACCCGGCAACUAGUGCAGCGGGCUGAGCAGAGGGGUUACAAGGCCAUAUUUGUGACAGUGGACACCCCUUACCUGGGCAACCGCUUUGAUGAUGUGCGUAACAGAUUCAAGCUGCCACCACAACUCAGGAUGAAAAAUUUUGAAACCAGUGCUUUAGCAUUCUCUCCUAAGGAAAAUUUUGGAGACAACAGUGGACUUGCUACAUAUGUGGCAAAAGCAAUAGACCCAUCUAUCAGCUGGGAAGAUAUUCACUGGCUGAGAAGACUGACUUCACUGCCGAUUGUUGCAAAGGGCAUUCUGAGAGGUGAUGAUGCAAAGGAAGCAGUUAAACAUGGUUUGGAUGGGAUCCUGGUGUCCAAUCAUGGGGCUCGACAACUCGAUGGGGUGCCAGCCACUAUUGAUGCUCUGCCAGAAAUUGUGGAGGCUGUGGAAGGAAAGGUGGAAGUCUUCCUAGAUGGGGGUGUGCGUAAAGGCACUGAUGUCUUGAAAGCUCUGGCUCUGGGCGCCAAGGCUGUGUUUGUGGGGAGACCCAUCAUAUGGGGCUUAGCUCUCCAGGGGGAGAAAGGUGUCCAAGAUGUCCUUGAGAUACUGAAGGAAGAAUUCCAUUUGGCCAUGGCUCUGAGUGGGUGCCAGAAUGUGAAAGUCAUCGACAAGACAUUGGUGAGAAAAAAUCCUUUGGCUGUUUCCAAGAUCUGA